Molecule: messenger RNA, 1321 nt
Organism: Glycine soja
Lineage: Eukaryota; Viridiplantae; Streptophyta; Magnoliopsida; Fabales; Fabaceae
Product: bcl-2-associated transcription factor 1-like
Exons: 4
Coding region: 68-817 (249 amino acids)
Source: RefSeq, a predicted model, not a curated record
GGUGCGGAUAAAAAGAGGGCAGGGAGGUGAAGUGAAGAGAAAACAAACCUAAGACUCAGAGAUCAGAAUGUAUGAUCGUCACUCCGAUUCCGAUUCCAAGCGACGCCAUUCUAGAUUCGGUUCAGACCCCAACAAGAGAUAUAGAAGGGAUGAAUAUGGAAAAGAAGAAAGAGAGAGAGUGAUGAGUAGAACUAAUGUUCAAAAUGAAGCUCCUUUCUCUAAGCACAACAAACCAAAUGAUCCUAUUCAACUUCCAUCAUCUCUCUCUUAUUUUCAGCACGAUGAACGAGAUGGCACUGGGCAGGUUGGCCUAAGCUCUGUUUCAAGGAAAGCCAGUGAGCGUGGAUGGUGGAAGGACACAAAGAAACAGCUUAAUGAAAUGGAACAGACAAGUCAUGGUAGAGAGCAGAGAAAUGAGAAAUCACAAGCUAAACUGGAUGAUAAUACUUUCCAGAGAAGAGAUGGUUUUACUGAAAGGUCGAGGAAAAGACCUGCAUUUAGAGAGAAGAAGAUUGUAGUGGAUUCGGGUGAUGCUAAUGUGGCUGCAGUAAAGUCAAGCCAGAAGGAGGAAAGAAACAGCAAUCCACAGCAUUUGGAUAGACCUGAGAAGCAUUUUGCAGAUGACAAGGGUGAAGCUAGGAGAGGGAGAAGGUAUGGGGGCAAUGACAGUUACAAGGGAAGAGAUAAAUUUAAUGGAAGACGAGGUUAUCGUUCUGAGAAGUGGAAGCAUGAUUUGUAUCAAGAGGUAAAUAAGGAUCCCAUUCCACAGAAUGAGGAUGACCAGAUUGCAAAGCUGGAAGCACUCUUGGCUUCAUAAUAGCUAACAGCAACCAAUAUCAUGCGUGUGUAAUUUAUUAUAAGCAUGCACUGCUCUAAGUUGCUGAGUUCGUCUCUUACAAUAUAUCAAGUUAUCACCAUCUUCAACAUGCCAGGGAUGUUGAGCAGAACAACUGUCAGUUUUAGAAGAUGCAAACUGGAUUCAAUUGAGGCAGGCAGGUUUUAAAAUUGGAAUGGAGGACAGAGCAAUUUGCAAUUGCAAUAAAGCAUUUUUGCUUGUUUUAGACAAUUUCUAGUUUGCAAAUUAUCUACAUGUCUAUGAUUUUUAUUUUGGUCAAUUUAUGUACAUACCACUAUAAAUGUGGCUGAGCUGAAUUGGAAAAGAGAGUCUCACAGUUGCAUGAACGCAAACCAGGUAAAGACCUUUACAACUAGGGAAAAAAAAUUUAGUCAUUUUAGGAUCAAAUAUCUACUUGAUCGUCGGUUAUGGACAUCACAUAUGUGAAAGUAAAAAGAUUAUGCGAGUAGAUUUUUAAACUUUUAA